GCCAAGACAUACGCCUUGUCAGGGAUUAGAGAGGUUCGUCCAGUCGUUGUUUUCCACACAUAUAAAGCGGUACCCUAGGGCGCGCAACGCAUAUUUGAAACCAAAUUCGAAGCAGCGCUGGCUAGCUAAGUUUGUUUCUUAUUUCCACCAUCAUCCAACCAUGGCCAACUUCACUUGCGGUCAUGAUCUGCCCAAAUCACGCAUCGGCGUCAACCUCGCCUACGUCCCCCGGGACAGUACCAACCGAUGCCCCGAUUGCCAAAUCAAGACCCCGUCGGGCAUCAUCGCGCUGCUAAAAAACCUACAGAAACCGCGGGACAUCGUGAGGACGUCGCUGAUCAAGUCGCCGACCCCGAAAUCGCCGCUCGCUCGGACCUCCUCCUCCUCCAUCAUGCGGUCGCCGCUCUCGCGGUCCUCGUCGACGGCAUCUCUCAGCGCGACGACGACGACGAUACGGGCGAUGGACACCGCGAGCAUCAACCAGCACGUGAUGACGUUCGCGUUCGACGCGUUCGCGCAGAAGCGCAAGGCCGCCGCGAUGGGCUUCAAGGAGCGCUACGAGGAGAUGCUGGACGCGUGGGGCGAGACGGCGUACCGGCUGCUGGACCGCCGCCAGAUCUCCAGCUUCGCCAUGACGGCGCGCGGCCGCUGGGGCAGCGACGUCACGAGGCAGGCCCUCCGCGCCGUCGCCACCGCGUCCCUCAAGCUCAACGGCGUAUACGCACCCAUCGAGCCCGAGACCGCGGAGCUGUUGACGACGAUAAAUAGGAUGAUCUCGCUCAUGCGCCAGCGCGCGGCCGCCGUCGAGACCUGCGAGCAGCUGUAUAUCAUCUUCCAGGGCGCAGAGACGCUGCGCGUCUUGAGGGUCGACGUCAAUAUUGCGCUGGCGCAGCUUGAGGAGGGGCUGACCAGGUGGGAGGCCGCUGCUGCUGGUAAGUAACGUUUUUUUACUCUCUCUACCUACCUACCUGCCUGCCUGCCUGCUUUCCUGCAUAGCUGCCUGAGGUGUUUAGUAGUUUGAUAAAAAUGGAAUUUUGGAUCUGCUCAUUGUUGAGUUUACUUACCUAGGUACUUACCUAGGUACCUGGCUACAUAAUUUUACUGAGGUACCUGUUUGUGGGAUAUUCGGGGUUUUUUUUCCACUGCAAUUGUGAUGUCCUUUGCUUACUUUAAUGUGAACCUUUUAGACUUGUAAUCUUCCUCUCCUUUGCUCAUUUAGGGGUAGUUAAGACCCUGAGCUUAAGUGAUCUAAAUCUUUUCAAAGUCUCAUUAUUAACCUAGGCGUCACUAUACUAGUUACAAGUGUGAAAGGACAAAGAUGCGGAAACGUUUUAAUAAGUAGGUAUUUGUAGGUAGUUAUGUAGG
Molecule: messenger RNA, 1365 nt
Organism: Hypoxylon fragiforme
Lineage: Eukaryota; Fungi; Ascomycota; Sordariomycetes; Xylariales; Hypoxylaceae
Exons: 2
Coding region: 161-940 (259 amino acids)
Source: RefSeq, a predicted model, not a curated record